Saccostrea cuccullata (small rock oyster) is the source of this 1177-nucleotide messenger RNA. RefSeq names its product ras-related protein Rab-2B-like. The record is from RefSeq and is a predicted model, not a curated record. Gene Ontology annotation, molecular function: GTPase activity; GTP binding. Lineage: Eukaryota; Metazoa; Mollusca; Bivalvia; Ostreida; Ostreidae. The transcript is spliced from 4 exons. The coding region runs from base 184 to 480 and encodes 98 amino acids.
GCAGACUGUGGAAUGCUGUGUUGAUUGUAUGUUAUGUGACAUGCUGAGAUUAAUGAGAGGGCAUUGUAUUUACAGGGUAUCAUUUUGGUCUACGAUAUCACCAGUAAGGUGUCAUUCGAAGCUCUACCUAAGUGGAUAGAUUAUGUAAAACAGUUUGCCCGAGAGGAUGUCUCUGUGUUGUUGAUGGGAAACAAGAAAGACAAAGAAGAUAAUAGACAGGUAGCAGAGGAGGAGGCCAAAAAGUUUGCAGAAAAAAAUAAACUUUUAUUUUAUGAAACCAGUGCCAAAGACAGCGUCAAUCUAGAAAAGGCUUUUUAUAGUCUUUGUGAAGAUGUUAUAAAUAAGGAGAAAGAAAAAGAAAAGGCAUGCACUGAAAAUAAUAACCACACAGUUCAGGGUGAGUUGGAGACAACGAAAGACACGACACAGCUGAUCUCUCCAGGCAAAGAGAAGAAAUUUACAUGCUGUAAUGUAUCAUGAUACUUCUACAUUUGAUACCAUCAAUUUACUUGUGUAAUGUGUUAUAUGAUACAGCUAAAAUCAAUUUAUAUGCUGUAAUGUAUCAUGAUACAGCUACGUGAUUAAAUACCAUUAUAUUACAUGUGCAAAUUGUAUUAUAUAUGAUACAGCUGAAACCAUCAAUUUAUAAGCUGUAAUGAUACUUUUAUUUGCGAUGCCAUCAGUUUAUAUGCACAAUGAUUUACAUGAAACAGCUAAAACCAUCUAAACCACAUGUAAUGCAUCAUGAUACAGUUAUAUUAUGUAAUACAUGUACCAUCUGUUUACCUGUGUUAUCAGCAGUUUAUAUGAUAUCAUAUGUCAUAUCUUGUAUCUUGAUACAUUGAAGUAUAUGUAUUGGAAUUCUGUCCCAGUUUUACAGGAAGCUAUGCUGCAUGUAAAUAAUGGUAUUUUUGUACUGUACAACAUGUUGUAUUAAGCCUAAAAAUAUUAAUGUAUAUUUUUAAAAUCAGUUGAAUUAAUAACAUUAAUUUUUAAUAAUUAUUUAUAUAUUCUUCUUACAUGUCAGCUAGACCCCAUCUUGCCAAUUUACUUAUGUAAAAACAUCAAAGUCAAAAUUAUACUUCUCUUCUCUUUUUGAGGACAAUAUAAUGUUUAAAAAAGUCUUUCACAUUGUAUGUAAUGUAUUCAGUAUUUUACCACCUGGUAUUAAACAAAA